Choloepus didactylus (southern two-toed sloth) is the source of this 1699-nucleotide messenger RNA. Its product is annotated as PTB domain-containing engulfment adapter protein 1-like. The record is from RefSeq and is a predicted model, not a curated record. Lineage: Eukaryota; Metazoa; Chordata; Mammalia; Pilosa; Megalonychidae.
AAACUUUCCCUCUCCGCCACAGAAACGGCGCCCGGGCUCUGCUGGAGCGGAGAUCUCCCGGCUCCGAGCACUCGGUGGCUCUCCACGCCCCUGACCGAAGCCUGGCCGGACCGCAUCGCUCACUAAGUCAUAUGUGAUUCCAUCUGAUAUACAUAGGAGAAAAAGUGAUAAAGGAGAAUUCUGAUGGCAACUGUAUGAUUGAAGCUAUACAAAGUCAAGUAUCUGUAUAUUCAGUCAACUCUAUUUGAGCAUACCCAGGAUAAAAAGUGUGAUUGAACGGAACACUGGUUUGGCCAGUCCUCAUCAUGAACCGUGCUUUUAGCAGGAAGAAAGACAAAACAUGGAUGCAUACACCUGAAGCUUUAUCAAAACAUUACAUUCCCUAUAAUGCAAAGUUUCUUGGUAGUACAGAAGUGGAGCAGCCCAAAGGAACAGAAGUCGUGAGAGAUGCUGUAAGGAAACUGAAGUUUGCAAGACAUAUCAAGAAAUCUGAAGGCCAGAAAAUUCCUAAAGUUGAGUUGCAAAUAUCAAUUUAUGGAGUAAAAAUUCUAGAACCCAAAACAAAGGAAGUCCAACACAAUUGCCAGCUUCAUAGAAUAUCAUUUUGUGCAGAUGAUAAAACAGACAAGAGGAUAUUCACUUUCAUAUGCAAAGAUUCUGAGUCAAAUAAACAUUUGUGCUAUGUAUUUGACAGUGAAAAGUGUGCUGAAGAAACAACUUUAACAAUUGGCCAAGCAUUCGACCUGGCAUACAGGAAAUUUCUAGAAUCUGGAGGAAAAGAUGUUGAAACAAGAAAGCAGAUUGCAGGGUUACAGAAAAGAAUCCAAGACUUAGAAACAGAAAAUAUGGAGCUCAAAAACAAAGUACAAGAUUUGGAAAACCAAUUAAGAACAACUCAAGUAUCAACUUCUCCAGCUGGCAGUGUGACACCUAAGUCACCCUCUACUGACAUCUUUGAUAUGAUUCCAUUUUCUCCAAUAUCUCCUCAGUCUUCGACACCUACUCGCAAUGGCACACAGCCACCUCCAGUACCUAGUAGAUCUACUGAGAUUAAACGGGACCUGUUUGGAGCAGAACCUUUUGACCCAUUUAACUGUGGAGCAGGGGAUUUCCCUCCAGAUAUUCAAUCAAAAUUAGAUGAGAUGCAGAGGGGUUCAAAAUGGGACUAACUCUUGAAGGCACAGUGUUUUGUCUUGACCCAUUAGACAGCAAGUGCUGAUGGCAAGAAGAAGAGCUCCUGGUUCAUGUUACAUUUGUUUUUUAUAGAUAUGUAUCAUUAUUACUUUAUGACAAGUAUUAGUUUUGAACAGCUUACCUUUUUGAAAAUAAUUUCAGUAAAAUAUCUGCAUAUGUAACAUUUUAUUUUUCAACACAACACACUGUAAAUCAUAACAUCUCUUUUUGUUGGAGAUGAAUUUAUAAUUGACAGGUUAUCCAAAUACCUGACACAUAACUGAGUUCUACAUAAUUAGCACCUUUUUAACGUGCUAAUGUUCAUUCUCUAGGAUGCUAGUAUAUUAUUGAUUUCCCCAAAGCCAUUAUCUUAAAGAUAUCUUUUAAAGUCCUAAAGAGAUAGACCAAUGAAAACUAAACACAUUCCAGUUUUCAAGCCAAUAAACAUGUUACCAUUCAUUACACAGAUGUCAUUUUGUCUAUUAUGUGCCGUUCACAUCAUUGGGAAAAUGUAAACUUUGAAAAU